AACCAUAAUUUCUUUGUAAUAAAUAACUGAAGAAUUUGGUAAAUAGCAUAAAGUGCGAGAAGCUGAGACAGCCCCUUCCCGGGAGGGUCGAUAAACUUAUAGGAAAGUUCCUAAAUAAAACUUUAUCCAAGUUAGUUGGAAAAUAAAUUAGAGGCCAAUUUUUUAUUCAGCUCCCUCGUACUUCUGAGGGCCUGCCUCACAGGGAAACUGACAUCCACGCAUAUGCAUGUCUCCUCCGAUGAAGGCUUUCGUCUUCAUUUCCUCAAAGUGGUUCCACGAAAAGGGUUGAAGAGCAAUUGAGCUGUCAAGCGCAAGUGUUGCAUUUCGUCAAGUUCUCGCAUACGUAGUGAGCGUAUUACGAUGUCAGUCUGCAAGCGGAGCACAUGCAAUAUGGACUUUUGGGACCAGCGAUACUACAGCACAACAAAAACUCUAUCUUGUCUGAUGGGAUUGUGGCCAUAUCAGUCUAAAACCCAGCUUAUUGUCCAUCGUAGCAUUAUUUUUUUAUUAUUUAUUAUUCAAGUCAUACCCGAGAUUCUGGCUGUUUUUCUUAACUCGGCCGAUCUUGAUGUUAUCAUGGACUCGGUAGGAACGUUCAUAAUGGAUGCGGGUUUUUUAAUAAAUGCAUUUACAUAUUUUUGGAAUUUUAAAAAGAUGAAGAUUCUUCUAGAUAAUGUCAAAGAAAACUGGAAAAUAUUUCCGAAGAACGAAGGACAGCAAAUAUUGGAGAAAUAUGCUAGAGAUGGUGGCAAGCUGGCCACCCUUUACGCAGCCGGCAUCUGUGCAUCCGGAAUUUUUUUUACAACUGAACCAUUACAGUGGAGACUGCUCAACACAAUGUUAAACGCCAAUUUCAGUGUUCCGCUGUUCUGCACUCCAAUGGAAUAUCCGAUGAUUGAUGUUGAAAAAUAUUACUAUGUUAUUCUAUUCAUCCAGGAGAUAUCUGUAGCUGUUGUCAUCAGCAUGGUUGUCGUUUAUGAUUUAUUAUUCUUCCUCUUCUCUCAACAUGUUUGUGGAUUAUUUGCCGGUUUAGGGUAUGCAAUUGAGAAUUUGCCAGUUGACAGGCACAGUCGAUCCGAUGACAGGGGAUUUCGAUAUGUCAAACGUUGUAUUCAAAUACACAGUCGUGCGAUAAGAUUCUCUAAUUCACUUGAAGACCUUGUGGUUUGGAAUUUCUUCUUCAUGAUGGGACUGAACAUGAUAAUCAUGAGUUUAACCGCAGUUCAGGUAGUCAGCAACACCAACGCCAUAGGAAGACUUUUGAAGAAUUGUGUAUUCGUGAUUUCGCAGUUGGUGCAUCUCUUCAUAACGUGUUUCAUGUGCCAACGAAUCAUAGAUCAUAGCUCGGAUCUCCAGGCGAAAAUAACAAAUUCCCGAUGGUGUUUUAGUACAGUGAAGACCCAGCAGUUGAUAAAAUUGAUGAUCCUGAGGAGUCAAAUUCCGAAUCAGCUGACAGCAGGGAAACUUAUGGUCAUGUCACUGGAAACAUUCACAGUGAUCGUGAAAACAUCAGCAUCUUACUUUACCGUAUUUUUGGCGAUGCAAUAAAUGGGGAAGAAGACUGGAUGAGGAGUGAAUUAAAAUAUAUCAAUUAUUUUAAUAAGCGCUUCUUUAUCACCAGCAAUUUUAAUGUACAG
Diachasmimorpha longicaudata is the source of this 1637-nucleotide messenger RNA. Its product is annotated as odorant receptor 13a-like. Gene Ontology annotation, molecular function: olfactory receptor activity; odorant binding. The transcript is spliced from 9 exons. NCBI's taxonomy places the organism in Eukaryota, Metazoa, Arthropoda, Insecta, Hymenoptera, Braconidae. The record is from RefSeq and is a predicted model, not a curated record. Bases 361 to 1548 code for a protein of 395 amino acids. Gene Ontology annotation, biological process: sensory perception of smell; detection of chemical stimulus involved in sensory perception of smell. Gene Ontology annotation, cellular component: plasma membrane.